AUGCCUGUUCUAGCGACGACCAACUUUAACAUUAUCCUCAGCGUGCUGGGGGGAUGGGUUUCGUUGUUCGGCUUAGUGUCUUACCUCUGCAAGGAGAGCUUUUACCUCUCAGAGGCCCUCAUAUCCCUCCUUGCUGGCGUGGCCCUCUCGCCCCACGCCGCCAAUCUCAUCCGCCCGCUCGACUACGCCCUCGGCUCUGAGGAGAACGUCAACGCCGUCACGCUCGCCUUUUCGCGGCUCGUGCUGGGCGUCCAGCUCGUCCUGGCCGGCGUGCAACUGCCGAGCCGCUACCUCAAGAAGCAGUGGGAGCCCCUGAGCAUCCUCAUCGGCCCCAUCAUGGCAGCCAUGUGGCUGGCGACCAGCCUGCUGGUCUGGGCGCUCGUCCCGGGCAUCAGCCUGCUGCAUGCCCUCGCCAUCGGGGCGUGCGUCACGCCCACCGACCCCGUUCUCUCGGCCGUCAUCGUCAAGGGCAAGUUCGCCGACCACAACGUGCCCAAGGACCUGCAGCAGAUUAUCAUCGCCGAGUCAGGCGCCAACGACGGGCUGGGGUAUCCAUUUCUAUUCUUCGCGCUGUACCUGAUCAAGUACAUUGGGGACGGCGGCGUUGCGGAGCAGGGUGGCGCGAGGGUCGCCAUGGGCCUGUGGUUUGGCGAGACGUGGGGUUACACUAUUUUGCUGAGCGUCGCCUACGGCGCGGUGGUCGGCUGGGUUGCCAAGGAGCUGCUCCACUGGGCCGAGGAGCGCAAGUUUGUCGACCGCGAGAGCUUCCUCGUUUUUGCCAUCUCGCUCGCGCUGUUUAUUGUCGGAACGUGCGGCAUGAUUGGCAGCGACGAUGUGCUGGCCUGCUUCGUGGCCGGCAAUGUCUUCACCUGGGACGACUGGUUUCGGCUCGAGACGCUCGACGACUCGCUGCAGCCGACCAUCGACAUGCUGCUGAACGUGUCAAUCUUCAUGUGGUACGGCGCCGUUUGUCCUUGGGAGUUGUUUUCGCAUAGCGAGGUGGUACCGCUGGGCCGGCUAGUUCCCCUCGGGAUCUUGGUGUUGCUGUUCCGGCGUCUGCCGUGGGUGUUUGCGAUCCAUAAGUUCAUACCGCAGAUCGAGGAGGUGCGGCAGGCCAUUUUUGUUGGCUUCUUCGGCCCUGUGGGCGUGUCGGCCAUUUUCUACCUCUACGUCACGUUGGAGUUCCUACACACUCUAGAUGUAGACGGCGAGCAUAGGGAUGAUGUCAAGAACUUGCCCGAGACCGUCGUGGUGGUGGUUUGGUUCAUUGCUAUCUGCAGUAUUGUUGUUCACGGUCUGAGCAUCCCGCUCGGCAAAUUGGGUUACUAUCUCCCCAGAACCCUGUCCCGCAGCGUCGCAUCGCCCGAUGGCGACGGACCUGAGACCAUAUCUCCUUUCACAAUCGGUAGCAGAGUGACUACGAUUGCCAUUCGUCGGCGGUCCGGUGGUCAGUCGGGAAAAGAAGCCAGCCCCGUGUCUGGACGCGCCGUGUUCAAAAUCGGUGGCUCCAUCAUUCCCAGAAGGCGGGAGGCGCCCAGCAGCGAGCUCCCUGACCAGCGCGAAGUAGUGGAUGCCAGCAGAAGCUCGUCGGCCAGCGCCGUGGAAGCGGUGCAAGGCUUGUCGGCUCAGAAUUCGGUGCUGCCCCCUGGACGGACGAUUCGGUUCCCUGAUGAGUCACGGUUACCUAGUGGCCAGUCGGCAAGAGUUGCCGGCUCUUCUGAGCCAUGA
Molecule: messenger RNA, 1728 nt
Organism: Parathielavia appendiculata
Lineage: Eukaryota; Fungi; Ascomycota; Sordariomycetes; Sordariales; Chaetomiaceae
Exons: 3
Coding region: 1-1728 (575 amino acids)
Biological process (GO): regulation of membrane potential; proton export across plasma membrane; sodium ion export across plasma membrane
Cellular component (GO): plasma membrane
Molecular function (GO): sodium:proton antiporter activity
Source: RefSeq, a predicted model, not a curated record